Suillus bovinus is the source of this 1529-nucleotide messenger RNA. RefSeq names its product mitochondrial carrier. Gene Ontology annotation, biological process: malate transmembrane transport; succinate transmembrane transport; thiosulfate transport. NCBI's taxonomy places the organism in Eukaryota, Fungi, Basidiomycota, Agaricomycetes, Boletales, Suillaceae. Gene Ontology annotation, molecular function: succinate transmembrane transporter activity; antiporter activity; sulfate transmembrane transporter activity. Gene Ontology annotation, cellular component: mitochondrial membrane. The transcript is spliced from 13 exons. The record is from RefSeq and is a predicted model, not a curated record. Bases 197 to 1093 code for a protein of 298 amino acids.
UUCCACUCUAAUAUAUGGUCCUCUUGCCAGUGCAGACGACGCGUAGCACGGCCUCCCGUCUCCCGCGUUAAACUUACGCACUUUUGAUUUUUCUUUAUUUCAAACGACGAUAUCACACGGCGCAUCAUAUGUCUCGGUUUUAAUCGGUACAGUAUCAACACAGGCGGGCUCGCGUUUAUAAGGGGAGGCGGGUGUCAUGUAUCUGAAGGACCGAAAUAAGAUGCCCAACUAUCCGUUUUGGCUUGGAGGCGUCGCAGCAUCCAUGGCUGCAUGCUUUACGCAUCCCCUUGACCUGGCCAAAGUGCGCAUGCAGAGUCUUGGUUCUACUGUACCAAGUCCAUCUAUGCUCAAUAUUCUGCGUCACUCGAUAUCCAAUGAUGGACUUCGUAGUGUUUAUACCGGUCUCUCCGCUUCGCUUUUGCGUCAAAUGACCUACUCCCUCGUACGUCUAGGCAGCUACGAGGAGAUGAAAAGAUUCCUAUCUGAGGAUGGUCGUUCUCCAUCUCCUGGGAAGCUUCUCCUAGCAGCUAGCGUGGCUGGCGGUUUGGGAGGAAUAGCAGGAAAUCCAGCAGAUAUUCUACUGGUUCGGAUGACCAGUGACUCCAUUCGUCCGCCAGAGAAGCGCUACAAUUACCGCAACGCUAUCACUGGAUUCAUUGCCUUAGUGAAAGAGGAUGGCCAGAAAGGUCUUGCUCGCGGCCUCGGGACAAACACAACCCGAGCAGUCUUGAUGAAUACAUCACAGGUUGGAUCCUAUGACUUUUUUAAAUCCACUCUCUUGCAAUACCCUAUACCCCUGGUCAACUAUCAAUUCCAUGAUGGUUUCUUCUUGCACGUGGUUGCAAGUCUUGCAGCUGGAACAUGCGGCACGACUGUAUGUUCUCCUGCUGAUGUCAUAAGGACAAGGAUCAUGGGCUCUUCUGGCAAGGCCAGUCCAAUAGAGGUCCUAGUCCGUUCCUUGCGCGAGGAAGGUCCCGCAUUCAUGUUCAAAGGCUGGACGCCCGCUUGGAUGCGUCUUGGCCCUAACACCGUCCUAAUGUUUGUCUUUUUCGAGCAACUAAAACGCGGCUGGUCCUCCUUGGUCCCCUCAUAAUCCAUAUUCAAUCCUCCUGCACAUCGUCAGGCACACAACACCUCAUAUCUACAAGUCGUCGGAUUGACGCUUGAACAUUCACAUGAAUGUCAUUAAGACGCUAGAUGUCCUAGACAUGUAACCUUGGAUUCAUAUCACUUUCACCCUCUAUUUACUGAUGAGUAUAUCGUGGAUGCUUACUCGAACUCACACUAGCUAGCCCGGCAGAAACGUAGAAUACCUACAUAUUUGGGACAAACUUAGGACCUGCAAAUUUUCUCUACCAACAGCUAGUACUUGGUGUUGUUGCGCACGCAACUAAGAUAUCUAUGUAUCAAUUUUCUGCAAUUCAUGUAAUAGUUGGUGUCUGGAUCAAGUCUGGAUUGCUUUCAAAUUUUUUAGCUCUAAUCGAAUCGAAAAGUGCCUGUCCGAGCCCACGUGACCACUAGCCAUCUCA